GUUGCGGUUGGCAACAUUGCAUCAGUGUCAGACGCAACACGUCGUGUAUUUCUCCAUUCUGAGAAACUGCCCUUCAUUUUGUAUUUUUUGUGUAUUUUGUCGGCAAUUUUAUGAGAUUAAUCAUAAAAAAUGGCGAAAUUGGUCGAUAUAUAUAAUAGCGAAAAGGAACCCGUAAUAAAAAGGAGGCAACUCCCUUUAACUAUCUACGAAAAUCUUACCAUGAUAAUGGAUUUAAACACAAUGGGUUUAAUUUGUGACAAUUCGCAAGUAAAAGGUCGCGAGUAUGAGGAGUUCAUGCGGAAGUACCGUAUCCUCACGACUGACGAGCUCAAAUCUGCGCUUCGAGUGGACGCUUCCGAUAUUUUUAAUGUAUUAAAUCAAAGCAUUCCUUGUGUUGGCUGUAGAAGAAGUGUGGAACGCCUGUUUUAUCAGUUGUGUAAGUCAGGACACCCUACAUUGGACCCACUAGUUCUAACCCCAGAUGAAAUAAUGACCAUAAGAGAAGAGAAAAUAGUACAUCCACAGUCAUUAGCCACUUUAUUAAAUGGUCACAGCUCCGGAAUAGAAUGUCUCAUCUUAAACCAGCCGAGGUGGAAGAAAUCCCAGAGGUGUACAUUGCAUUCCUUAGAGGCGGGCACCGCGCGCGGCUGGGGAGGCUCUGGCGUGCCCGGCACCGCCGGUAACGCGGGCACGUGCGGAUGGGGCUGGGUAGCCUGGGGCUGGGGAGGGCGCGCGGCGUGGCGCACCGCGUGGGACGCCAUGCGAGCCUCCGCGCGGGAACACGUGACCCUGGUUCACUUCAACACUCUACACGAUACGCUCACCAACUACCUUAGGAAACAUAGAUUCUGUACAGACUGCAAAACCAAGGUGUUACGAGCAUACCACUUGUUAGUCGACGAAAAGGAACCACAGAAAGAGAAAGGCUACGUUGGGGCGUUGUACAGUGGCAUCAAAAGGUGCCUCCUGGACAAACACUUACACUUGCAAGCAAAGACGGACUACAUCGCACAUCUAAUAGCUAGGGCUGAGCCUGAACUACUGGGGAACCACCGCGAGAGACACGCAAAAACAUUAGAAAUCGCACAGGAAGAGGUGUUGAUAUGUCUCGGCAUUUGCAUUUACGAGCGCCUCCAAAGAAUUUCGCUCCGUCUCCGCGAAGAAGAAGGCACGUGUCAGACUCUCGCGGCGGUCGCAGUGGAGGCGCUGUAUCGCAAGUUCGAGACGACGGUGGAGCACAAGAGCGGCGUGUCCAAACUCCAGCUGCUGUACGAUGAGAUCACACAGGAGGAGCUCACCAGGCAGCAGAGGAAAGAACAGAAAAAGUUGAAACGACGUAAGAAGAAGGAGAGGCAGGCUGUUGAAAGCAAGUGCAAGGAAGCAGACUCAGAAGAGCCCGAGGAGAAGUGCCAAUGUGAUGAAUGUCUAUUAGAAGAGAGAGAUACACCCACAGAGCUUCUAUCACCGCGAGACUACAACCAGUGUUACGAGGCGAGCGGCGACGCUUGCCCAUCCUGCCAGGACGACACCAGCAAACGGUCUCCAAAGAAGAACGGCAAGAAACGUGGCAAAAAUGGCAAUCUUUCACCAAGCGAGGCAUCUCAAGACUGCGGAUACUCAUCAGGGAAUAACGGUGGCUGCUGUGAAACAAUGUCCGGAUCAUCUUCCCUUAUGAGCACCCCGGAAGGCUCGGAGGUUGCGUGUUCCGAAGGCUACUGCAACCAUGAACGAGGAGACUGCGUAGAUUUGGCCAAAAAUGACAAAACACAGUGUGGAGGGUUUACAUUGUCCUUACAGCAAAUGUUGAUGGAUACAUGUACGUCAGACGAAGAAGAGGACGCCAGUUAUAUUCCUAUAGAAGACGUACUGGAGUUCAAAUCGCGUAGAAACAUAACGGAGAAAAGACAAGAGCUGAGACAGAACCUGCGACAGAAGUUUGCUCAACUCUGUGUCAGCACUCCGAAACUCGCACCCAAGGGCAAGCACGCCGCUUAGCUCUGAUGCCAGCCCUCACACUCCAUAAUAUAAUCGGUCAUUUGUAUCAGAAUGGCACAAAUUAUAACCGCUUCAUGGUCUGUAGGUGUCUCGUAAUAUGUGUCAAUAUCCACAAAAAUCUGUACUAAGUCGAAACCUUCUAUGUAACAGGCUGUUAUUUACAGUAGAUUAUAUGCUAGCUACUCAAUAGAAUCAAUUUAAGUAUUCAUUAUAAAACCUCCAAAAACUCGAGAUGAAAUCAACUUCUCAUUGACAUUAUAUAAGGUACAUUCAAAUUAAUAACAAAUAUUUUAAGGAUCACAAGUACAGUCAAGAUUACUGUUACCGAACUUUUUUCAGGAAAACGAUUUCGACAUGCCAUGCAACUUAAUAUGUUGACAGAAUCUAAAAUAAAUAUAAUAAUACCAAAUUUUAUGAGAAAAUAUAUAAUUAUAUUGUUGCAAAAAGUCAAUGGUCUGGGAAAGUAUCCUUCGAAAUGUUAUGUGAACUUGUAAGGGCUUUUAUUAUUUUUUAGAUUGAAUCCAAAUCAUUUCAACUUAUUGCAUGAUUAAUACUAUUUUUUAUAUUUACUUUUAUUAAAAUUAUUUGAUCAUUUUUAAUCAUGUGUAUUCUUAAAAGCAUCCACAUCAAUCUGAAAUUUUCAAAAGUGUAUAUUAAAAUAACAACAGUUGUUUCAGAGCCCAUGGGUGGGAUUGUCCCAUAGAGGAUUUCAGUAUAACCUGAAUUCUGUCAGUCCCAUACCUACAUAAAAAUGCAAAUUAUUCUCGAAAAUAAUGUAGCAUAUUUGAGAUUCUGCCCACUCAUGGUUGGCUGCAACUGUGAAAACAGUAUGGGUGCUUAUAGUUAAUUCAGAUAUUUGUAGACGAUAUUAUAGCUUCAGGUUAGUGGUGAUAUGAAGUUCUAUUUCGUUAAAUCAUGUUAAUGACCUGCAACAAUAAUUUUAAGGCAUAAUAAAAUCAAGUGCAAGUUAUAAUUAUUCCAAAUAUUGAAAAGAUUGGACUGGAUAAACACCAGCAUUUAAAAUAUUUACUAUUUAAAUUGUUAGAAAGCUUAGUGAUGAAAUAUGUAAGGUAGCAUUUGAUCAAAUUAUUUUAUUUUCAUUGCUUUAUGUGACUCAAUAUUAAGUAAUUAAUGAUGAAUUAUUGCUCGUUCGUUAUAAAGCUUCAAAAUGCGUGAGGGGAGUUACCUUGGCUAGUUUGCCAUUGUUAUUGAAGUCAAAAACAUUUGUAACUCAGUUUUAAAAUAUAUUAUAAUACAGUGA
Amyelois transitella is the source of this 3256-nucleotide messenger RNA. Its product is annotated as gametogenetin-binding protein 2-like. Gene Ontology annotation, cellular component: nucleus; cytoplasm. The record is from RefSeq and is a predicted model, not a curated record. Lineage: Eukaryota; Metazoa; Arthropoda; Insecta; Lepidoptera; Pyralidae. Bases 130 to 1995 code for a protein of 621 amino acids. The transcript is spliced from 9 exons.